AUGGAGCUCCAGAAUUCGGUCAAAGAAGCCCUAAAUGCACUGUAUCAUCACCCUGACGAUGCCGUUCGCAUGGAAGCCGAUCGCUGGCUCCAGAGCUUUCAGCGCACCCUCGAUGCCUGGCAGGUUGCUGACAAUCUGCUCCACGAUGCCACGAGCAAUAUGGAAACACUAAUCUUUUGUUCUCAAACCCUUAGGAGCAAGGUACAACGAGAUUUCGAAGAGCUACCUUCUGAAGCCUUUCGCCCGUUGCAAACCUCAUUGAAUACAUUGCUGAAAAAAUUUCAUAUAGGGCCACCAAAAGUCAGGACUCAGAUCAGUAUUGCUGUUGCUGCCUUGGCUGUACAAGUUCCUGCGGAGGAUUGGGGAGAUGGUGGUAUUGUGAAUUGGCUCAGGGAUGAGAUGAAUUCUCAUCCAGAGUACAUACCAGGAUUCCUGGAGUUGCUUACAGUUUUGCCCGAGGAAACCUUCAAUCACAAAAUUGCAGCUCGUCCAGAAAGAAGACGUCAAUUUGAAAAGGAGCUCACAUCUCAGAUGGAAGUGGCUCUUAGCAUAUUGACUGCUUGUUUGAAGAUAAAUGAACUCAAGGAGCAGGUUCUCGAGGCAUUUGCUUCUUGGCUGCGCCUAAGGCACGGGGUCCCAGGUUCUGUGCUUGCAAUGCAUCCAUUGGUCCAUACUGCUCUUUCAAGCUUGAAUUCUGAGUUUCUGUCUGAGGCAGCUGUAAAUGUGGUUUCGGAAUUGAUACACUACACAACAGCAAAACAUUCUGGUGGUAUUCCUGUCCAGAUGCCUUUAAUUCAAGUGAUUGUGCCCCAAGUGAUGAGUUUAAAGGAACAACUUCGAGAUUCUUCGAAGGAUGAAGAAGAUGUGAAGGCAAUUGCUCGAUUAUUUGCUGACUUGGGUGAUUCAUAUGUCGAGCUUAUUGCUACUGGUUCUGAUGAACCAAUGGUGAUAGUCCAUGCGUUGCUGGAAGUUGCUUCACAUCCAGAAUAUGACAUUGCCUCAAUGACAUUCAAUUUUUGGCAUAAUCUUCAAGUGUUCUUGACUAGGAGGGAUUCCUACCUUUCUUACGGCAAUGAAGCAUCUGCCGAAGCCGAGAGAAAUAGGAGGCUGCAGAUUUUUCAGGCAGCUUAUGAGUCACUUGUAUCGCUGGUUAGCUUCCGCGUCCAGUAUCCACAGGAUUAUCAGAACCUAUCAAUUGAAGACCUGAAGGAAUUUAAACAGACUAGAUAUGCUGUUGCGGAUGUGCUAAUUGAUGCAGCAUCAGUGUUAGGGGGUGAUGCCAUUCUGAGAAUUCUGUAUGUGAAGCUCGCUGAGGCGCAAGCUUGCUGGGGGAAUGGACAGAAUGAGUGGCGUCCUGCAGAAGCUGCUUUGUUUUGUGUGAGGGCUAUAUCAAAAUAUGUUUCAACUGACGAGGCUGAAGUGAUGCCUAAGAUUAUGUCUUUGCUUUUGGAACUUCCAGAUCAGCCCCAGCUGCUUCAGACAGUUUGCUUAAUCAUUGGAGCAUAUUCAAGGUGGCUCGAUGCUGCAUCAGAUGGGCUGGCAUUAUUGUCUUCAGUGAUAAAGGUUUUACUACGUGGCAUGGGUACAUCUGAAGAGUCAGCAGCUGCUGCAGCUUUGGCAUUUCGACACAUUUGUGAUGAUUGUCGGAAGAAGCUUUCUGGGUAUUUUGAUGAUCUCUUUUCCAUAUACCAUCGAGCAGUUAUUGGAGAGGGUGCUUUUAAAGUCACUGCUGAGGACUCACUCCAUGUAGUUGAAGCCUUAAGUAUGGUCAUCACAGAACUGCCUCCUGACCAGGCAAAGCAAGCUUUAGAGAAGUUAUGCUUUCCAGUGGUUGCUCCUUUACAGGAAAUUAUCAGUCAGGGUCCAGAAGUAGUUGGUAAGAAGCAUUCUCGUGAACUGACGGUCCAUAUUGAUCGACUUGCAUACAUCUUCAGGUAUGUGAAUCACCCGGAAGCUGUGGCUGAUGCAAUACAUAGGCUCUGGCCGCUACUGAAAGCAAUUUUUGACAUUCGUGCUUGGGAGAUGAGGACAAUGGAGUCUUUGUGCCGAGCUUGUAAAUAUGCGGUAAGGACUUCUGGCAGGUUCAUGGGAGUCACAAUUGGUGUUAUGCUAGAGGAGAUUGAACGCCUAUACAGGCAACACCACCAACCAUGCUUCCUAUACCUUUCAAGUGAAGUCAUAAAAAUAUUUGGUUCUGAUCCAUCCUGUGCAUUAUACCUGAAAAGCUUGAUUGAAGCGCUCUUCACGCAUACGAAGUGCCUUCUUACGAAUAUAGAGGACUUCACCUUGCGGCCAGAUAUAGCAGAUGAUUGCUUCUUACUGGCGUCGAGGUGCAUGCGUUACUGUCCUCAGCUAUUCAUUCCGUCUGAAGUAUUCCCUUCAUUAGUCGAUUGUGCUCUGAUCGGUGUGACAGUACAGCAUAGAGAGGCCUCCAACUCCAUACUGACCUUCCUGUCCGACAUCUUUGACCUUCGGAAAUCUAACCUUGAAGAACAGUUCUUAUCGAUCAGGGACAACGUUAUCGCUCCACGGGGUCCCACUAUUACCAGAAUAUUGAUUGCUUCAUUAACCGGGGCACUGCCGAGUUCCCGACUAGAAACGGUAACAUACACAUUACUAUCACUAGCUCGGGCAGCAGGGGCCGCCGUGGUGGAGUGGGGUAAGGAGAGUGUCGCCUUGAUCCCAUCGACAGCAGUCACAGAAGUCGAAAGCACGAGAUUCUUGCAAGUGCUGUCAGAUGCUGCUUCAGGAGUGGACAUCAACACGCUAAUGGGACCGGUCGAAGAGCUGUCAGACCUUUGCAGGCGGAACCGAAUGGUUCAGGAGAUCGUACAAGGAGUGCUAAGGCCACUGUCGUUGAAAUGA
This is a messenger RNA of Linum trigynum, 2865 nucleotides long. The record is from the annotation of a GenBank genome assembly. Lineage: Eukaryota; Viridiplantae; Streptophyta; Magnoliopsida; Malpighiales; Linaceae.